Molecule: messenger RNA, 1093 nt
Organism: Saccoglossus kowalevskii
Lineage: Eukaryota; Metazoa; Hemichordata; Enteropneusta; Harrimaniidae
Product: MAP3K12-binding inhibitory protein 1-like
Source: RefSeq, a predicted model, not a curated record
GGGCUUUCCUAGUGUAAGAUGGCGGAGCUUUUGCUGUCAUCCCGAGUCCUCGGUUCGAUGCAAAGCUUUCUGAGACAAUCUAAUUUAGACAAAGUAUGCAGUUUCUCCAUUAAUCAAGAACAUCUACAAACAUCAAUAACAAUGUUGACUUCUCUCAACUCACUUUGUGGACAUGUACAUGACUUAGUUUCUAAUUUACAGCAAAUUAUGAACGAUGUGAAGAUGGAAGUGAAAAUUGAGCAGAACCAGACUGGUGAUAUGAUUGACAGUAAACCUGAUAUAACUAAAAUUGAUUCAUCACUUGUACAAAUCAAUGCAAGUAAAAACGAGAUUGAAAGAAGAAUAUCCGCAUUUAUGGAAAGAAAACAGCUUGAGGUAAAUGACAACAAUAAAAGGGAGUUCUGUGGUGUUAUUGACUUGACAGAGGAAGAUAGCUGUGCAAGAACUGAUGCCAUUUUCAAGGCAAGAAGUGGUGGUAAAAGUCAUGUAAAAGUAUCUAGAGUUGUUAACUCAUAUGGACCACAGACGAGGAUGGCUAUAUCACCAGUGAAAAUUAGACCACAUAAUCCUGCCAGUAGUUUUAAAAAUACUGCUAAGACAACUGAAGGAGUGGAAGAGAGAUUACACAAUAUGGAGAAACAUCUUAAACUUGAAACAGGACAACCUGUACCUAAAGACUUUUAUAGCAGAAUAAAACGACUGGAAGAUAAAAUAUUACAACUGGAAGGACUAUCUCCAGAGUACUUCAGUGCUGCGAGUACAUCGUACAAACGACAUCGAACAGAGAGUGAGCACAAAGAUAGGAGAGAGAGGCAAGACAUGAGCAUUGCAGACAUUGAUCAGAGGAUGAAAGAACUACAUGAAUCUCUUUUAAAGAAGAAACAAAUGAGAGAGAGUUUAAAUACAGCAGCCAUAACUUAACAGGAGUAGAAGAUAAACAUUGUCCCAACAUAAACAAUGCGGUUGUUAUGACCAACAGGAUAAAAGAAAUAGCAAUUCCAAGAUUUGUUUUUUUUCAACUAUUUGUUUAUUUUAUGCAUUAAAUACCGAUAGACUUUCAAGCAUCACAUGUCUCAUACUUAUUGUCUCUGGA